CAUGAUUCGAACCAAGGGCUUAUUAGUAAGAGAACGCUAAGGCGACAAAGUUGUUCGCGCAUUAAGGGGCAAGAGGCGUAGGACAUACAAAGCAGCGAUAGAGAUUCAUCAUAUAACUCUGGCAUUUCAUCCUUGAGUCACUCGCAGAAUUAGAGUAAGCAAGUCUUGGCUAAAUACAUGUGAUUUGCCUGGGCGGAUUUUAAUUCAUCCGACUACUACUGUAUACAUCUGAAGAUCCGAACCAUUAUCGCAAGGAAAAGCAGUGUUAAGACGGAAUUCUUAUAUUCAACGGCCAAGCGACCCGGUGGCAACGCAGAGUAUGGUGAACGUGGCCGGGAGAUCAAAAGGCUGCUCCACUUGCCGCCAAAGACGAGUCAAAUGCGAUGAACGUCGUCCUAUCUGCGUACGAUGUGAAAAAGGUGGCUUCGAGUGCGAUGGGCCGAAGGAGGUCUGUUUUAUCAAAGGAACCAUUGUCAAGUCUAGACGCAGUCUACACCAGACACCCCCAUCAGCCCCACUCAAUGGCAACGAGUUCGAGAGAUAUAUAUGUUUUAUGUUAAAGUACACGACUCGUGGCGACCCCAUUGAGGUGGCUACCAGGAAUAUGGCGUCCAUUGGUGUUUCACUAGCCAAUGCGACAGUAUCCACCAAACGAGUCUCCCACCAAGCUAUCAUGAGCUUCGCCAUGAUUUUUUUUGGCACCGAACACCGACGAAACUCCAUCACCAAGGGCGGGUACGCCGUGUACGGCGUGGCAUUGAAGCAGAUAAACCAUUCACUAUCCGAUCCGAUCUGCUAUAAACACAAUGAACUCAUCCUUUCCGUUCUUACUCUGGCUAUACUAGAAGCCCUCGUGCCUACGGGGAUGGGAAUCAAUUUCAAACACAUGAGAGCAGUAGAAAGGCUGCUUCAACUGCAGGACAUUAGCUCGCCGAUCCCGGCCCACUUGUCAGCGCUCUAUCUGCACGUGCGACAUCUGGCUAUCUUCUCUGCGCUGUGGGUAAGAGAGCCGUCUAUUCUCGCGCGGCCGGAUUGGAAAAGAGUCUUAAGGUCAUCAUGCUCAGACGAAGAAAGAGAGCAACAAGAAUUAUACGAUAUCCUGGCAGACUGCACAGUCCUGUUCGCUAUACGCGAUAAAUUACUGGCGAAGUGGCGACUACAUAUUGACAAGCCUCCCGACCAACAUACUGCGCUGAAACAGAAAGUACAGAAUCUAUCGAUGCAGCUCUGUGCCUGGAGACAGCGAUGGGAUAGCGACGAAAGGAAUUCCUACUCCGCGACGCCAAUAGAAGGACCUCGCCCCGAUGACCUCAUGCCUUUCACCACCAUUUUUACUUUCCGCGACGAAUCUAUCGCAAUCAUGUUCAUGUUCUACAACAUCAUACUAAUCUACAUCCUCCAACUCCUCCUAACUCUCGACUUCAAAAACCCCAGUUUCUACUUAAAGUCACACCAUACAUUACACGACUACCUACCUUCAAAGCCUACCCGCGAAGACACCGAAAACCGCUACAUUACCGCACAGCGCCUAGCAGUCUUAGAUAUAUGUCGCAGUAUUCCGUAUCACUUGGACCAGGUAUCUCUGGCGGGAUAUGAACCUUCGCCAAUUGCACACUGGGCUCUUGCUACCGUUUGGGUGAAAGUGGGUGGGGAUAGGUCUGCGGAGGGGAAGUGGUUAGCAGCGUUGUUCAUUGCACAAAAUCCAGUGCUUGCGAGGAUCGUGACGGCGUUGGCGAGUUGAUGGUUUUCUAGGGUUGAUUACUGUUGAUCGUUUUGGCGUGUCAAUCAAUCACGGAAACAAUAGGAUACCUGUUCAGAGGCAGUGAGAUGCUUGUAUUCGGUCAGAAGUACAUAGUUUACCUUGACGGGUA
Messenger RNA from Eremomyces bilateralis CBS 781.70, 1871 nucleotides. RefSeq lists its product as uncharacterized. The transcript has 2 exons. NCBI's taxonomy places the organism in Eukaryota, Fungi, Ascomycota, Dothideomycetes, Eremomycetales, Eremomycetaceae. The record is from RefSeq and is a predicted model, not a curated record. Gene Ontology annotation, molecular function: DNA-binding transcription factor activity, RNA polymerase II-specific; zinc ion binding. The coding region runs from base 320 to 1741 and encodes 473 amino acids. Gene Ontology annotation, biological process: regulation of DNA-templated transcription.